Bactrocera oleae (olive fruit fly) is the source of this 2079-nucleotide messenger RNA. RefSeq names its product pyruvate dehydrogenase E1 component subunit alpha, mitochondrial. Lineage: Eukaryota; Metazoa; Arthropoda; Insecta; Diptera; Tephritidae. Gene Ontology annotation, molecular function: pyruvate dehydrogenase (acetyl-transferring) activity. The record is from RefSeq and is a predicted model, not a curated record. Gene Ontology annotation, biological process: pyruvate decarboxylation to acetyl-CoA. Gene Ontology annotation, cellular component: intracellular membrane-bounded organelle.
AGAUACUUAAGUAUAAAAAUGCAAUUAGCAUUAUUGGCAAGAAGUUUAACUAAAGUUGCAAAAAAUUAACGAAAUAAAAUUGAAAAUAUGUACAAAAUAUAAAAACAUUUUUUUGUUUAUAUUUCAUGGGUAAACACAUCAUUAUUUCGCGCCUUUAAUCAUUUUUGCAUUGUUGCUUUACGUCAUUGGUUUUUGUUAGUACGUAGCUUUUACAUAGAUCAAAUGACAUAUUCACGCCUUGAUGUAACAAAACUGUUACUUUUAAAAUUAGAAAACUCUUGUUUCCUAUUCAAUGUGCAUUUUUUCCAAAAUUAAUGGAAGUAUAUUAUUUAUAAAAUGAAGAGUCUACUUUUAAGUAUACUUAACAAAAGCAAAUAAGACAGAUUCAAUAAACAAAAAAUCUGUUGGCAAUUUCGGCAUAUUUUCAAAAAUCUCAAACCUUCAAAUAUAUGUUUACUUUUAUUUGUAAACUUUUACGCUAAUUUGCACAAAUAUUUGUUUAAAAAAAAUUUACUCAAAUAUUGUUAAAACAAUUACUUUUACUUUGAACAUGUUGGCUACUGUUUCGCGUGCAAGAGUCAGACAAUCGCUGAAGAAUUGGUCUUAUGAUUUACGAUUAUUUCGUUGGUUCUACAAAGAAUUCGAAGAGCAAAGGGACUCACCGCACCACAACUAUGCUAGCGAAGCAACUAUCGAAAUCCCUGAUACUUUCAAAUGCAUACGUUUGGAAACAUUUCCAUCUAAAACCAUUACUUUAAAUAAGGAACAAGCAGAACGCAUGUAUACGCAUAUGAGCACCAUACGACGUUUGGAAACUGUUGCCAAUGCUAUGUAUAAGGCAAAACUCGUGCGCGGCUUUUGCCACCUUUAUACCGGACAGGAAGCUGUUUGUGUGGGUAUACAUGCUGCAAUGCGUCCGACGGAUCACCUUAUUACGGCAUAUCGUUGCCAUGGUUGGUGCUAUUUGAUGGGUCUCAAGCCAAUGGAAAUACUCUCCGAAUUGGCUGGACGUGAGGCGGGCUGUCAGCGUGGUAAAGGCGGCUCCAUGCAUAUGUACAAUAAAAGAUUUUAUGGUGGUAAUGGCAUUGUGGGUGCACAGGUGCCGUUGGGCGCUGGUAUUGGUCUUGCAUUGAAAAAUGAAGCGAAGGGCAAUGUUUGUGUGGCUUUGUAUGGUGAUGGUGCCGCCAACCAAGGACAAAUAUUUGAAGCAUAUAAUAUAGCGUGUCUUUGGCGUUUGCCGGUGAUUUUUGUUUGUGAAAAUAAUGAAUACGGUAUGGGCACAAAAAUGCAUCGUUCUUCGUGUUCUAUUGAAUAUUACACACGUGGUGUGCCAUUGCCUGGCAUUUACGUCGAUGGUAUGAAUAUUUUGGCAAUGCACAAUGCUGCCGAGUUCGCUAUUGGCUUUGUACAAAAAGAAGGACCAAUUAUCAUAGAAGCGCAUACAUAUCGAUAUUUCGGUCAUUCAAUGUCGGAUCCAGGUACAAGCUACCGUACACGCGAUGAGGUUGCAGAAGUGCGUAGUAAACGUGAUCCAAUUACUUAUUUCAAGGAAUUAACUAUCUCGCAUGGCUUAUUAACUGAGGAUCAGUGCAAAAAAAUAGACGAGGACAUUCGAAAGAACAUUGAUGAAGCAGCCGAAAAAGCAAAAAAAUCCAAUGAAGUAAAAAAGGAGGAAUUGUGGGCAGAUGUAUAUAUGGAUAAUAAGGAAGUGGGUAUACGAGAUACAAUUGGGAAUCGACAUAAACAUUUUCAUGCUGGCAAGAUACUUGAAAAAGAUCAUAUUAAGUUAAAAUCAUUUAAACCGGAUAUCGAAUUCCAACCAAAGGAUAUACCAAUGGAAAUAAAGGAGUGGGAGGCGCAGAUGGAAGCAAUAAAAGAUGUAGAAAAGGUUAAAAAAUCCAACCAGCCAUCAAAAUCGAAUAAGGAGCCAGAGAAGAAGUAAUUGCUAGUGGCGAUUAACAGUAGAAAGCAAAAAAAAAAGGUUAUGAAUUUCUAUUGAGGCAUUAAAUAACAUAUAAAAAUCUAUGUACAUAUGUAUGUAUUAUUUAUGUAACAAUUUCAAAUAAAUUUUUAAUUACG